Hydatigera taeniaeformis is the source of this 339-nucleotide messenger RNA. Lineage: Eukaryota; Metazoa; Platyhelminthes; Cestoda; Cyclophyllidea; Taeniidae. The record is from the annotation of a GenBank genome assembly.
AUGGUAGAUUUGGAGCACCACGUUCGUCAAAUUCAGCUUAAUCUCAUCCAUUUUGUUGUAGCUCGCUAUCAGCGCAUGGAGGUGGAGCGAAAGAAAAUUCGCGUCCAAAAGACUGUCUCGCAACAGCCAAUGAUUCGCACUCACAGCUUCACCGUCCCCUCUUUGGCCGAUCAGCCGGAAGUCUACGAUGUCUCUGUUACUGCGGACAAGUCAGUCGCCUUCCACGUUAUCCCUGGCCUUCACUUAGGAAAUCGAGUAGAUGAAGGAUUUAACUGCAUGAACAAGGGUUGGGACUAUGGCUUACAGGACAGCAGGUCUUGGAUGUCGUUAAUGUCUUAG